AUGUUUACUUCUCGCCUUCUGAGGAAACGUUGGGUUUUAGCCGUAAUAUUCGUCUGUUCACUUGUUUAUUUUUUGGUCAGCCUCUUCAAACCGGGAGAGAGUGGCCUGAUUUCUGAAGAAUAUGAAGUAAAGCACACAAUUCUUCGACAACCUUUCCAGUGGCAACCCAAUGCACCUGAAGUGGAAAAUGGGACCAAAAUAUACAAAUGCAGAAAUUCCAUUCAGGGUAUAAAACUCAUUGCAGAUGACAGAGGUUAUGUGUGUGAGCGCACAGUAGUUCUUCCUGGAGGAUGCUGUGACUCGAAUGCAGCUCAAACAGCACGUUACAGCUGUUAUUCUUGUCAGGAAAACCAUUGCUGUGAGAUAUACGAAUACUGUGUAUCUUGCUGUUUACAACCUGGGAAGCAGCCUGGUGACACCUACAGUAAACUCUUUUCUUCUUUACGGGACCAUUAUGAACUUUGCUUGGUUAAAUGUAGGACAUCAUCACAGAGUGUGCAACAUGAAAAUUCCUACCGGGAUCCUCAAGCAAAACACUGCUAUGGAGAAAACCCACCAGAUAUCCAACCAUUAAUUCCCUAA
Molecule: messenger RNA, 582 nt
Organism: Acanthosepion pharaonis
Lineage: Eukaryota; Metazoa; Mollusca; Cephalopoda; Sepiida; Sepiidae
Source: the annotation of a GenBank genome assembly